UGCAGCUGCGCCAUUCCUCCUUUGUCCAUUGAAUAGAGGGAAACGGUCUGUGGUGAGGAAACCGGCUUAGUGACCCUAAACCGUUCAGUACGCCUCAACCGGACGCUGCAGUUUGUGCGAAGUUACCGAACCGACCUAAGGCUUCGUACUAAAGGGAACAGAGCCGCGCUGAAAGUGCUGCAGAAACGUUAUGAGCCAAGCGAAUGGUAAAUCUGAGUCUGCCGUAGAGUCAAACCCAGCACCGAAGAAAACCAACAUGGAAGAUACUAAAUACCUCCCGGAGCUCCUAGCUGAGAAGGACAGCUUGGAUUCAUCGUUCACACACGCCAUGAAACUCAUUUCUGCAGAAAUUGAGAGGAUCCAAAAAGGGGAAACUAAGAAAGAACCUGAGAAGGAAACAUACCUGGACCUGUUUGCUACCAAGAACCUUAAACUCAAAGAGCGAGUACUCAUUCCCACCAAACAAUACCCCAGGGUCAACUUUGUUGGAAAGCUGCUGGGACCGCAGGGCAGCACAAUCAAGAGACUUCAGGAAGAUACCGGUGCAAAGAUUUCAGUUCUUGGCAAAGGGUCCAUGAGGGACAAGAAUAAGGAGGAGGAGCUGAGGAAGGGUGGUGAGGCCAAAUAUGCUCACCUGGCCAUGGAGCUGCAUGUGUUCAUUGAGGUGAUGGCACCCAUUCCUGAUGCCUAUCUGCGCAUGGCUCAUGCAAUGGAAGAGGUCAAGAAGUUCCUGAUUCCGGAACCUGGUGAGCAUGACCCAUACAUGGACCCUCACUUCCUGAAUGGAUCCCAAGAUGGUUCAGGCAGAGGGCGAGGUGGCCAGUUUGGAAGAGGGAGAGGCGGACCCCCUGGUGCUGGACCAAUGGGUCGAGGAAUGCCACGCGGUGGCCCUCGAGGAGCAAUGCGUGGUGGAGCCCCACGGGGAGGACUUGGAGGACGAGGCAAUGCCCCAAGAGGAGCACCAUCUGGCAGGGGUGGACCACCCUCUGCUCCUAACAGAGGAGGGUCUAAUCCACGCUCUAGACCCCCAGCAGCAGGAGCUCCAAGGAUGGUCCCCUCUGCAGGCAUGUCCCACCAACAGCACCAGGGCCCUCCUUCAGGGUCCCAGCCCAAGGCUGAGGGCUAUGAGGACUAUCCUCCUUAUGAAGAGUCCUAUGCUGAGCCUGCCUAUGAGGGAUAUGACAGUUAUUAUAACCAGCAAUCUGCAGCAGCGGACACUGAAUAUUAUGACUACGGACACGGAGAGGCCCAGGAAGCUUCAUACGAGCCCUAUGCUCAAGAUGACUGGGACAGCUCAUGGUCUAACUCUGGAGCGGGAGGAAAGGCCCCCAUGUCCAGGCAGGGAAAGGGGGGAAACUAUAGAGACCAUCCCUAUGGAAGAUACUGAACGGCUACUGGUAGAGAGUUGCUCUGGCAACUGUCUAAGAUUGUAACUCGCUGAACUUUUCAAAAAGUAAUUUCCCUCUUGUUCGUUCACCUUUUUAUGGUUUAUUUUAUCUUUUGUUUUUUUUAAACUCGUUAAAAACGUUUUGUUGGAUGUAUCAUAGAGUGCCAGAGGUGAAACGUGAAAGAAUUUUUCGUUGUUUACCUGUUUCCAUUUAAUGUUUGUUUCAGUUGCGUAGAUGGCAGUUAGGGUCUUAGUGACAUAAACCUAAAAGGAAGCAGAGCAAUGUUUUAGUGACAUUUGAUGAUUAGCAUUUAAGUUAAUUGUUGAUGAACAAAUUGUGUUUGUGGCGAUAAACUCCUCUCACGUAGACUUCAUUUUUUAAAGUCCUUUAUUGACUGGACAAAAAUUAUGCUUAAUGACCCAAUUUUAUCAUAACUAGAUGGUGAUUAAGUCUCAAACUCAAAUACAACCAUGGGCCAUUUUGGCUUAAUACAAAAGUCUGAUACAUUGAUCUACAUUUUAAUACAAAUCUAGUCUGAGAAGUUACAGAAUCUCGUAAAAUGUCACCAAAUUUUACAAGGAAAAAUCUCUAUUUUUGCCACCUUUUACAAUUGGUAUGUCAUCUGUCCAACUAUUACUGCAAAAUCUUUACUGAUGAUCAUCUAAUUUUUGAGAGAUUUCCAAUCCUUACUGUAUGUGAGAAAAGCUGCAGCCAACUCAAUUUUGUACAUAACCUUAGGACAACUGUGUGUGCUUUAAGCCGUGCCGUCUCUAAAAUGCAUAAUGCCUGUGUACCUUUUGGCUAAAUAGGAUACUAAAUAUAUCCCAAAAUGUCUUUCUGCAGUGCGUGUUUCAAUAAAGUUUCUAGUUUCUUUUUAACCAAUCUAAACAUGGUAUUUUGCCUUUGUUGUACCAAAGGAAUGCCUUCACUUUGUGAAAGUGGUCCUCGGUGGUUUCUCAACAACCCUGAAUAAGCUGUAUGUAUACCCGUCAGCCUGACAAAAACAAAAAGCAGUGUUUUUACAAUGACUAUCCACUUUUUGCAAAACUUAUCUUAAUGACACCUGUAAUGUCACCAUCCAAAACAAAUAAAGCUCAUCAUUCCUUGAGAUAAUGUGCUGCCAAAUAUAUCUUUUACUUGAAAGUGAUAUAGUGCUUGAACAUGUAUUGUCAUUAACUUUUAGUUAGUGUAUCUAUUCAAGCUCUCAAGAGAGCACUGUAUCUUCAGCCACUUGAAAUAACUGAAUUUCAACAGUAUUUCAAAUCAAGCUUGCAGGGAUCUUACUUGACUUUGAUGCAAAGUCAUGCUGGCUGGUUUUUAUAAAAGAAAAAAAUCGCAGAGGAGAGGAUUCUAAAAGCCUAAAGAUCGCCACAAGAAGGUAAAACUAACCCCAACACUCAUUUGUUAGAAUUUUUUUUGUUUUGUUUUGUUUUCUGUACGAAACAUCAAGUAAUUCAAGUCAUCCAAAACACAAAAACAUUGAAGUACAAAAUUAUGCUAUCAGUAGAUAUUCCGAGCAAAAUAAGCAGUGGAAAAACAAUCAGAAAUAGUUGUGAUGCAACUCUUGCUCAAAUAAAUCCAGUAAUGGUCCAUUCAUUUCACUCAAUACUUACAAAUUUUCAUCUUGAUAAUUACUGUAAAUGCAGAUUAAUGAAAAUUUAGGUUGCACUCAAAGCGGUAAAACAUCCCAUUGGGGGACAAAAACCCUUCAGCUUGAGUUGCAUGAUACUUUUUAGUAUAGUUAGUUCUGCAUGUGUGUUGUCCACAGUGCACACGGAGGCACUGCUUGUGUCCAAGAUCUCACUUCUGUUUCUCUUCUUAGGUUGUCACAGAACCGUAUAGGUGCAGUAAAAACAAUGAAUUACAACCUACCAGGGAUGUAAGAUCCAUCCAAAGUCCCUGGAAAGAGCAGAGGCCAUGCAGUGUCUCUGACAAUGAUAUUAAAGGAUUUAUGUUUUUAAAAGUGCAGAGGGAGCUGUCUUAAUCACUACUGAAAAGCAGCUCUGCUCUCCCGCAUUCGCCAUGGCAAUGGAAAGUGCAUGUUUUACAUUUUUUAACAAGUGUCCAUGUUUACAAUCAUUUUAUACUGAAUACUUUUUCACUGCUUUUUUAACAGAAAAUAAAUUUUAAAUCAGAA
This is a messenger RNA of Notolabrus celidotus (New Zealand spotty), 3525 nucleotides long. RefSeq names its product KH domain containing, RNA binding, signal transduction associated 1a (gene khdrbs1a). Gene Ontology annotation, cellular component: nucleus. Gene Ontology annotation, biological process: regulation of alternative mRNA splicing, via spliceosome. NCBI's taxonomy places the organism in Eukaryota, Metazoa, Chordata, Actinopteri, Labriformes, Labridae. The coding region runs from base 191 to 1387 and encodes 398 amino acids. The transcript has 10 exons. The record is from RefSeq and is a predicted model, not a curated record. Gene Ontology annotation, molecular function: poly(A) binding; mRNA binding.